CUAGAACUAGAACUAGAACUAGGAUGGCAGCUAGUCCGACGCCGACGCUGGUGCUGGUGCCGGAGUGGGGCACCGGCCACCUCAUGUCCAUGCUCGAGUCCUGCAAGCGCAUCCUUCUCUGCGGCGGCCGCGCCUUGUCCAUCACGCUGCUCGUCAUGCGCCCGCCCACCGCCCAGGCCACCUCCGAGGUCGAGGCGCACGUCCGCCGCGAGGCCGCCUCCGGCCUCGACAUCCGCUUCCACCGCCUCCCCGCGGUGGAGCCUCCGGCUGACGCUGCCGGAGUCGAGGAGUUCAUCGCGCGCUACAUCCAGCUCCACGCGCCCCACGUCAGGGACGCCGUCGCGGGGAUGUCGUGCCCCGUCGCCGCGCUCGUGCUCGACCUGUUCGCGGCGCCCAUGGUCGACGUGGCCCGCGACCUGGGCGUGCCGUCCUACGUCUUCAUGUCCUCCACCGGCGCCAUGCUCGCGCUCAUGCUGCACCUGCCCGUGCUCCACCAAGUGGUCACCGUGGACGUGGAGUUCAGCCAGGUGGACGGGGAGGUGGUGCACGUGCCCGGGCUGCCGCCGAUACCGGCCGAGUCCAUGCCCUGCCCGGGGGGGGCCGCGAAGAGCCCCAACUAC
Messenger RNA from Triticum urartu, 620 nucleotides. Its product is annotated as malvidin galactosylase UGT88C3. NCBI's taxonomy places the organism in Eukaryota, Viridiplantae, Streptophyta, Magnoliopsida, Poales, Poaceae. The record is from RefSeq and is a predicted model, not a curated record. Gene Ontology annotation, molecular function: UDP-glucosyltransferase activity.